This is a messenger RNA of Danio rerio (zebrafish), 1489 nucleotides long. RefSeq names its product fibroblast growth factor (acidic) intracellular binding protein a (gene fibpa). Lineage: Eukaryota; Metazoa; Chordata; Actinopteri; Cypriniformes; Danionidae. The record is from RefSeq and is marked provisional.
GCUAGUUAGUACUGCUUGACCAACAGUAUGCAAGCUUAACUUACCUAUCCGACAAGCUUAUGUUUUCGAGUGAGCAGCCGCUGGAUUCAAAACAAGAGCUAACUUAAUGUUGUGACAUCUGAAUGUGAUUCAAACCUGCUCAUUCGCUUGUGUCCGCGUUCAUAGUGCCCAUGUCAAGAUGUCUGUGGAGCUGGAUGUUUUUGUUGGAAACACCACCAUUAUGGACAAAGAAGUGUAUCAACUGUGGCUGAAUGGAUAUACAGUGAAUGAUGCAGUGAAGGUGCGGAUAGAAGGAGGUGUGAUGGAGGAGUGUGAGGCGAGUGCAGAUGUGCUGCUCAGUGACACAAUGGACCAGUACAGAACGUUUCAGAUGUGCGAGAGACUUUUACACCACCCAGCCAAACUGGCCAAUCAGCUUCUGUUUCAGAUACCGCCAGACCGACAAGCCAUGCUCAUUGAACGGUAUUAUGCUUUUGAUGAUUUGUUUGUACGUGAGGUCUUGGGAAAGAAACUGUCAAAAGGAACUAAAAAAGAUCUUGAUGACGUCAGUGCAAAGACAGGCAUUUCGCUGAAGAGCUGCCGAAGACAGUUUGACAACUUCAAGCGAGUGUUUAAAGUGGUGGAAGAACUUAAGGGCCCCCUGGUGGAAAAUAUACGACAGCACUUUCUGCUACCUGAUCAGUUAGCCAGAGACUAUGCUGCAAUCGUGUUCUUUGCCAAUAAUCGUUUUGAGACGGGGAAGAAGAAGUUGCUGUAUUUAACCUUCCAGGACUUUGCCUUUUGUGCUGGGCAGCUCAUCAACCACUGGACUCUCGGAGCCGUGGAUAACAUGAUGGAGGACAUGGAUGUAGAUCUGGAUAAGGAAUUUCUUCAAGACCUCAAAGACCUCAAAAUUCUAAUCACAGACAAGGAUCUCUUAGACCAGCACAAAAGUUUAGUGUGCACUGCUCUGAGGGGUAAAACCAGUGUCUUCAAUGAGAUGGAAGCCAAUUUUAAGAAUCUCUCAAGAGGCCUUGUAAAUAUCGCUGCCAAAUUAAUCAACGCAAAAGACGUCCGUGAUUUCUUCAUUGACCUUGUGGAAAAGUUUAUUGAGCCAUGCCGAUCAGACAAAUGGACAUCAAUAGACAUGAACCUCUUCCUUACUCAUUAUACUAAUUCAGCUCAUAUCCUUGACACCUUCAAGCACCAUGCGGUCUGGACUAGGUACAUGGGAGUUAUCAAAAGUUGCAUUCUUCGGAUGUACCAUGACUAAAGAAUCUAUAAUUAUUAUUAUUUGCUUCAUCUGCAUGCACUCCAGCAUCUGAUUUAAACUGAUGUUUAAUUUUCCCCUGUGCAUCAUCUUCUUGCUUUAAUCCUUUCCCAAAUAUAUCCUCCCCCACCAGCUGUCCAUCUCUUCACAUCCCUCUCUUUUUUUUAUCCUUUCUUCAUUCUUUCACCCUUGGCCUCUAGAACUGUAUGACUUGUAAAUAAACACAGCAUGAUUUCCACA